Molecule: messenger RNA, 792 nt
Organism: Trichechus manatus latirostris (Florida manatee)
Lineage: Eukaryota; Metazoa; Chordata; Mammalia; Sirenia; Trichechidae
Product: kallikrein-8
Exons: 5
Biological process (GO): memory; proteolysis; neuron projection morphogenesis
Cellular component (GO): secretory granule
Molecular function (GO): serine-type endopeptidase activity
Source: RefSeq, a predicted model, not a curated record
AUGGGACGCCCCCAACCUGGCGCAGUCUUGACCUGGACGUUCCUGCUUUUGCUGUUGGAAGCCUGGGCAGGACACUUGAGGGCACAGGAGUCCAAAGUGCUGCAGGGUCAGGAGUGUGAGGAUCAUUCGCAGCCGUGGCAGGUGGGCUUGUUUCAGGGUAACUGCCUGCUCUGUGGGGGUGUCCUUAUCGAUGACAACUGGGUCACCACGGCUGCCCACUGUAAAAAACCGAAGUACACAGUUUGCCUGGGAGAUCACAGCCUGUAGAGUAAGGAUGGGCUGGAGCAAGAAAUGGCUGUAGCUGAGUCCAUCCCUCACCCCUGCUACAACAAUAGCAGUGAGGACCACAACCAUGAUCUGAUGCUCGUUCGACUACGAGGUCAGGUGUUCCUGGGAUCUAAAGUGAAGCCCGUCAAGUUGGUAGAUCGCUGCCCCCAGGCUGGCCAGCUGUGCACCAUCUCUGGCUGAGGCACUGUCACCAGCCCCCAAAAUUCUCCUGACACCCUCAACAGCGCAGAAAUAAAAAUCUUUCCCCAGAAGCAGUGUGAGGACGCCUACCCCAGGAAGGUCACAGAUGCUAUGGUCUGUGCGGGCGACAGCAGUGGAGCUGACAUGUGCCAGGGUGAUUCUGGGGGCCCACUGGUGUGUGGUAGCGUUCUCCAGGGCAUCAAAUCCUGGGGCUCAGACCCCUGUGGGCGGCCGGAGAGACCUGGCGUUUAUACCAACCUCUGCCGCUAUCUGGACUGGAUCAAGAAGACCAUAGGUAACGGGUUGAUCCUCAAAGAGUCCUAG